Aspergillus vadensis CBS 113365 is the source of this 981-nucleotide messenger RNA. RefSeq lists its product as uncharacterized. NCBI's taxonomy places the organism in Eukaryota, Fungi, Ascomycota, Eurotiomycetes, Eurotiales, Aspergillaceae. The record is from RefSeq and is a predicted model, not a curated record. The coding region runs from base 1 to 981 and encodes 326 amino acids. The transcript has 3 exons.
AUGAGAGGUCCUGUGAUGAUCCAAGCCAUUCUCUGCAGCUUGGCCUUCGCGGUCGGAAUUGCGGCGAAGGACGACCCUGACUAUAACCCAUCUCUCAAUUUUCGACCCGACAAUGUUACUCUCAGCAACCUUUAUUACUGGGUUGGAUCGUACUAUAACGGCACUACCGACGUGGAAAUAUUGCCAUAUGCCGGAUUAGCUUCCACCUACAGCUCGUUAUGCCCCAAUCUCGCUAACACAACGGUCACCAAACAGUAUGAUACCGUGCUGGCCCUUACAGAGCCCAGUACCUACAAUGUUGGCUAUGAUCCAGUGAAUGCUUUCCUCACCCUGUGGCCCAACAACUUCAAUUUUUCGACAUUACCAACGUACUCGGGUGGGAAAUUACAACUUGAUGCGGAGCUGGAGUUUGGCCUGUUCUCAUCUGAGCCUACGUACCAAGUGGACGGCAAAGUAGACAACAACUUCAACUGGACACUCAACGCAACCAAUGGCCCACCAUAUAGUCUAUCUAGUAACCUCGCCGGUUAUGAAGGACAAGGGGAAUUUAUCUCCAACUUCACCAGUUGUAAUGACAGUGACACCAUCGCGUGGGACUUUUUCCUCGCCCCUUGGGAUAUCAAUGCUGCUGGAGGUUACCUGCCAGGCGCGGCCCUUGAUCUUCAUUUCGACGGCAAAACCGCCAACCUCUCCUUGAAUGGCUAUUUCAUUGGCUAUGAGGUAUUUAAGGAAGGUACAAGAACUAUUAGCAGUUCGAUGCUUGCAGUGGGCGAGGUUAAACUAAGGUUCUUGGGCGUUAUGGAUGCCUAUCAUUCGGAUGUCCUGGCCAAUAACACCGCUACGCCCACUUGGCUACGCACUGUGGGGUUUCAAAAUAAUUCCUUGAACGUUGGGUACACUAGUACAGCAAACAGUGUAUCAGAGGGAAGAGCGGUUUCUGCCACUAUCAUUGCAUUGACAGUAAUGAUAGGAUUUUUCUAG